Molecule: messenger RNA, 1403 nt
Organism: Tupaia belangeri chinensis (Chinese tree shrew)
Lineage: Eukaryota; Metazoa; Chordata; Mammalia; Scandentia; Tupaiidae
Gene: TIMM44
Product: translocase of inner mitochondrial membrane 44
Biological process (GO): protein import into mitochondrial matrix
Cellular component (GO): mitochondrial inner membrane
Molecular function (GO): protein-folding chaperone binding
Source: RefSeq, a predicted model, not a curated record
AGAUGCCUCCGCGGUGGUCUCCAGUUCCUCUCCGGCCACAGCCUACCCCGUGGUUCCACAUAUCAGCCUCGGCCAGGCGGAGAGCUGCUGCUGUCCAAAUCCUAUUCUUCCGGAAACAGAAAAGGCUUUCUGUCCGGCUUGCUAGAUAAUAUCAAACAAGAGUUAGCCAAAAACAAAGAAAUGAAAGAAAGUAUAAAGAAGUUCCGAGACGAGGCCAAGAAGCUGGAAGAGUCCGACGCACUCCAGGAAGCCCGCAGGAAAUACAGAUCCAUCGAGUCGGAAACGGUGCGGACCGGCGAGGUGAUAAGGAAGAAGCUGGGCGAGCUGACCGGGUCCGUGAAGGAGAGUCUUGACGAAGUCAGUAAAAGUGACUUGGGCCGGAAGAUCAAGGAGGGUGUGGAAGAGGCAGCCAAGACGGCCAAGCAGUCGGCCGAGUCGGUGUCCAAGGGCGGGGAGAAGCUGGGCAGGACCGCAGCCUUCAGAGCCCUCUCCCAGGGCGUGGAGUCGGUGAAGAAGGAAAUCGACGAGAGCGUCCUGGGGCAGACUGGGCCCUACCGCAGGCCCGAGCGACUCCGGAAAAGGACCGAGUUCGCGGGAGAGAAAUUCAAGGAGGAGAAAGUGUUUGAACCCAAUGAGGUUCUUCGAGAUGAAGAUGAAGUACGACGAAAGCGACAAUGUGUUGAUCCGGGCGUCCCGGGCCCUCACGGACAAGGUCACCGACAUACUGGGGGGCCUGUUCUCCAAGACGGAAAUGUCGGAGGUGCUGACCGAGAUCCUCCGGGUGGACCCGGCCUUCGACAAGGACCGCUUUCUGCAGCAGUGUGAGAACGACAUCAUCCCCAACAUCCUGGAGGCCAUGGUUUCCGGAGAGCUCGACGUCCUCAAAGACUGGUGCUACGAAGCCACCUACAGCCAGCUGGCCCACCCGAUCCAGCGGGCCAAGGCUCUGGGCCUCCAGUUCCACUCCCGCAUCCUGGACGUGGACAAUGUCGAUCUCGCCAUGGGCAAGAUGAUGGAGCAGGGGCCGGUGCUCAUCAUCACCUUCCAGGCCCAGCUGGUGAUGGUGGUCAGGAACCCCAAGGGCGAAGUGGUGGAGGGCGACCCGGACAAGGUGCUCCGAAUGCUGUACGUGUGGGCGCUCUGCCGGGACCAGGACGAGCUCAACCCCUAUGCAGCCUGGCGGCUCCUGGACCUCUCCGCCUCCAGCACCGAGCAGAUCCUCUGAGCGCAGCCGCGGGAAGGUCCGGGGCCGGGGCAUCAGAGGCGGUGGUGGCAGCGGCACUCGCACAGGACACGGCUUGCAGCAACUCUUGCUCCGGGGACAGGACUGUGGGCUCUGCCGGAGCUCGGGCAGGGCGGCUGCAAGACCAGCUGGACCCGGGAAGGGCCGCAGGCUGCUGCGC